This is a messenger RNA of Pristis pectinata (smalltooth sawfish), 4447 nucleotides long. RefSeq names its product CYFIP-related Rac1 interactor A. Lineage: Eukaryota; Metazoa; Chordata; Chondrichthyes; Rhinopristiformes; Pristidae. The record is from RefSeq and is a predicted model, not a curated record. Gene Ontology annotation, biological process: regulation of actin filament polymerization. The transcript is spliced from 14 exons. Gene Ontology annotation, molecular function: small GTPase binding. The coding region runs from base 442 to 1419 and encodes 325 amino acids.
ACUUGGGAGGGGUGCAGAGUCGGAGCGCAGCACCGUUAGCCACCAGCCCGAAGGAAACUAAUGUAUGGGGCACGCGAAUAUAUAGGAAACUAGAUCCACAAGGCUCCGCUGGGUUCAACGGGAGACUUCAGGGAGAAAUAAACAGACGCAGCUUCUCUUAGGCCCCUCAGGAUCUGAAUGACUCGUUUCUCACUCCUGUGGGUUUUGAGGUGGUGGAUGAGGUCACUGUGACUCGUGGACUCUGCCGCAGACAGGCCAGGAGGUGCUCGACUGAUCGGGUGGAUUUCAGCCAGAUUUUGCUCUUUUUGGAAUCUUUCACCUUCAAGUUGAAAGUUCCUGAUAUCUUUCUAUUCACUGACCUGGUUUCCUGAAGUGCACCAACCAAGGACGUUUCACCCAUUCCGUCACCACUGUUGUUGUGACCAGCUGUUGGUUGCUGGGAUGGGUAAUCUGCUUAAGGUCCUAACCAGGGAGAUUGAAAACUAUCCACAUUUUUUCCUGGAUUUUGAAAAUGCACAGCCUACAGAUGGAGAGAGAGAGAUUUGGAACCAAGUGAAUGCAGUGCUGCAGGAUUCUGAAAGCAUUCUAACUGAGCUGCAGGCUUAUAAAGGGGCUGGGCAAGAAAUAAGAGAUGCAAUUCAAAACUCAGGUGAUGAUCAACUUCAGGACAGAGCAUGGAAUUCAGUAUGUCCACUGGUUGGGAGACUUAAGAGGUUCUAUGAAUUCUCCAUAAGAUUGGAAAAAGCAUUACAAAGCCUUUUGGAGACUUUGACAUAUCCACCCUACACACCAACUCAACAUCUGGAACGGGAGCAAGCUCUAGCCAAACAAUUUGCAGAGAUUCUACAUUUUACUCUCCGCUUUGAUGAACUUAAGAUGAAAAAUCCAGCCAUCCAGAAUGACUUUAGUUACUACCGACGAACAAUUAGUCGUAACAGAAUUAACAAUAUGCAUUUAGAUACUGAGAAUGAAGUAAACAAUGAAAUGGCCAACAGAAUGUCCUUAUUUUACGCAGAAGCAACACCAAUGCUAAAAACACUAAGUGAUGCGACAACCAAGUUUGUAUCGGAGAACAAGACUCUGCCAAUAGAAAAUACCACUGACUGUUUAAGUACAAUGGCAAGCAUAUGCAAAGUCAUGCUUGAAACACCUGAGUACAAGAGCAGAUUCACCAAUGACGAAACUCUGCUGUUCUGUAUGAGAGUGAUGGUGGGCGUCAUCAUACUUUACGAUCAUGUACACCCUGUGGGAGCAUUUGCAAAAACAUCAAAAAUUGAUAUGAAAGGAUGUAUAAAAGUUUUGAAAGAGCAGCCACCAAACAAUGUGGAAGGACUUCUGAAUGCACUCAGAUACACCACAAGACACCUGAAUGAUGAGUCAGCAUCUAAGCAGAUUCGAACAAUGCUUCAGGUUCAGUAAUUCCUUGGGCAAGAGGAUCCCUGUCCUGACCUCAGAAGAUGUACAUGUUUACAUAAUUUAAUACAAGUUGGUGUUAAUACUUAUUUGUCUUAUUUACCAUAACCAUUCCCUCCUCAUCGUUUAAGGUAUGAAGAAAGACCUUUAUAAUAAAACUGAUGAAUGGCUUUUUUUAUUUUUACAUAGCAUAUGAAGCAUACCUGCAGCCUUAUAUUUGAUGUUGCAAAGUGCAGUUUGUUUUUGCCAGAAUUGAUGUACAAUGCUGUAUUGUUCCAGUAAGGAUUUCUCUAUAUAAACUAUAAGACCUGGUACAUCUGCAAAUGUAAUUGUAAAUUUGCUAGCAUCUUGGUGUCUUUGCGUUCCGGGAAGCAAUUCUUAUUGUGGAAAAAAAAGAAAACCCACUCACAAGUUGGCAGAUUUUUUUGAAUUGUCUUUUGCUUCCAGUCGGCUGUUGUAGGCAAGAAUUGCUGAAAUCUGCUGAUCAUCCAGUGCACUAAUCUUGUUGGGAAGAUGCUUUGGAGCUUUGAGGAGGCAACUAUCUUUCAAUGCGCCAUAGCAUAGAAUUUAAGGAUUACUUGUACAUGUUCUUACUUUAUCUGUAUUUUUCUUAAAUCUCAAAAUUUUAAGCAAGGCCAUAAUAUUUAAAUGCCAUACCAUUUUAACUGCACCACUUUUUUGCUUGCCAUCUGAAGUCAGAUCUUUAAAGUAGAACAGAUUUUUUUCUUUUCUGAACUGCAAAAGGAGUUAAUAAAACUGUAAAGUUUGGUGUAGACUUAACGGGCAUUAUACAUGUUAAAUUGUGCAUUUCCUGUUAUGUGCACUUUCAGCUAAAAGAAAGGGGAAUGCAAAACACAUGCGAAAAAAUAAAUUUAUGUGAUAAGCAACAAACGACAAUGGCACAAAGUUAUGUACUCACAGAUGAAUGUAAUUUCAGUCAUUGCCAAAUAUGAACUAGACACCCAUAAAUACCACAUCUUAGUGAACACCAGGCACUGAUCAAUCAAUCACCUGACCAAAUUUUGCUUUAUAGUGUUAUGUUACAAAAUAUUAAAUUUUAAUGAUUGAAGGAAUUUUUUUUUAAAAAUCUGGAAUAAACAAUAAUAUCUCCUGAAAAGCAACCAAGAAAGGUGGAGCAAAAUAUAGGGAAGAAAGAACAAACAAUAUCUUUAAAUAAAAUGAUAUAGGCCUUUAGAACAAAGGUCUUUUCUUUAAUUCCUUCACUGGUACAAACCUAUAUUUCUAUUUCAAUGUAUUUUUUAUACAAGCAAUAAAAUUUCACAUGUGUUGCAUUCUAUGAAUGAAGUGCACAUAAAAAACGCAAUUUAAUAAGAACAGUAAUAAAAUCUGUCAUACCUCUGUCCCACAACUUCAGAAUGUCGCAACCCAAUUGUUUCCAUUGAAGAGCAUGAGUAGAUACGUCAUAGUUAAUGAAGUCAAGAAUCAUCAGCAUUAUGUGUGAAGAUGCCAAUUCUGAUCUGUGUGUGCCAAUGAUUUUUCUAUUUAUACCACAGGUUUACCAUUGGUUAUUUUUCUUUUAAAUUACAUCUUUGCUUAUUAGGAUGGCAGUGAUAGUGGGGAUUUCUAAGGCUGCCUGUUUGGUCACGUAAGCUGGCUCCCAUUUCCUUGAAGAGGUGGCAAGUCAUCACCAUGAACUGAUGAAAAUAUCCUUGGGAGUUUAUUACAAAUACCCCACUGCAAGUAUUAUAUUUUACUUGCUUAUUAUAGAACAUUUGAAAUUCUAACUCAUUUGUCCUUUUCCCUUCUAAAUAAUUUUUUAGAACAUGAGCCAAGUUCAUGGAUUUGAUUUUUUUUUAUUGAGAACUUGAAUAUUCAAGCUCUAUUAUUGUGAAGCAUUGUGUGUGCAUUUGAAACUUUUCCGUUACAAAUAGGGUAACUUUCAAAGUGUAUAUGGAGCUGGAUUUAGUUGAGAAUUGAGACUUUAAAGGUUUUUAUUUCUUAAAGCACAACUCAAGUAAUGAAUUACAAAUCUAUGAAUGUUUACUUAUCUCCAUACCAUAAACACUUAUUGUGAGAGAACAAUUACAGUGUUUGCUCGACCAACAUUGGUAGAUUAGUAAUUCCAGUCCUUGCAGUUAAUGUUUGUCACCUGUGGAACUGUCAUGAAUUAUUAUUAAUACUCUUGUACAAGUAAACUCUUGUAUAAAGAGCUGACAGAACUUAAAGACAAAAUAGCCAGCAUCUGAUUUGGUUUAAGAUUUUAAACUAAUUUGAGCCAAGUGAAUCUGCUACUGCAGUAUAUAAUGUCAAAAAGGCCAAGUAUGUUGUAGAAGUACAUUGAUGAAGGUUUUAUCAUGAUGCCUGAUUCAAGCAAGUCCCUUUUUAGAUGUGCACACAUUUCAUUUGUAAAUUGGUAUAAUUCCAAUUCCGAUUAGUACAAGCCAUUCAUUAAAGUUGCACAGUUAGAAAUUCAGCAUCUAUUGUGAGUUUAUGAUCAGUGCAUUAUAGCAUUAAAUUUGUUUCUAUGGAUUUUUUUUGUAAAACCCUUUGUAAUAUUUUGAAUGCACUGAAAAAUGAAAAUGUGGCUUAAACACAUUCCCUAAAUGAGUAUUACUGUCACUUUAACAUGUGUGUGAACUUGGGCUAUUAGGCUGAAGCUAGGCUUGUUGAAUGGUGGCAAGACACUUCAACUCCAUAGUACUAAAACAGUGUUUAUUCUAUGUGAGAUUUGCUAUUUUAUUCCAUUAUGAUUUAUUGUUGCAGUUUAAUAAGAGUAAUAAAAGCUUUGAUACUGUUUGUGACACAUUGUAUAUUGAUCUGUAUUUUGAAUUCUAAUUUAAAACAGAUUAAAAAUAAUGAAAAGUCAUUUGGUCUGUCACUGCUGUUCUUGCUUAAAGCAGUAUUGUUCCAAGCACCAUCUAAAUGGAGAUUCUGUUAAGUCCAAUAUUGGGCAGGAACUCUGAUAAUUCAGAAUUUAACUAACCUUAUAAGAUACUCGUUUGACUAACUGGAUUUUAAAAAAAAUCUUCCUAUAGAUUUUUUUUUAUUUUGGCAAUUAUAUAUUCUAGCUGAA